This is a messenger RNA of Oldenlandia corymbosa var. corymbosa, 3492 nucleotides long. The record is from the annotation of a GenBank genome assembly. Lineage: Eukaryota; Viridiplantae; Streptophyta; Magnoliopsida; Gentianales; Rubiaceae.
AUGAAUGGCCAAAUGCUGAAUUUGUGGAGCCCUGUAGCCCAAACAGAACUUAGUGUUCAAAGGCGAAAUGCAAAUUACAAGCCCAACAUAUGGAACUAUGACUCGUUACAAUCUCUUACCAGUAGCAUAUACUCUGAGGAAGACUACGCAAGACAAGCAAAUGAACUAAAAGAGGAACUAAAGUGGAUGUUUGUGGACGCGAUCAGUACUGGUAAAUUGUCAAUUCUACGCCUUAUAGACAGCAUACCAAGAUUAGGUUUGGCAAGUUAUUUCAAGGAUGAACUCAAAUGUUACCUAAAUUCCAUAAGUAGAUCCCCCCACGAGUAUUUCGGUUCGAGCAUAGAUGACCAUGAUCUUUAUGCUACGGCACUUGGCUUUAGGCUUCUCAGGCAAUUUGGGUAUGAGGCAUCCCAAGAAUUAUUUCAAGGAUUCGUGAAUGAAGCGGGAAAAUUCAAGCCAAGUGCAACUUUCAAUCUUGAACCGUUGAUUGAACUCUUCGAAGUCUCGAAUGUGGGAUGUGAAGGAGAGAAUAUAUUGGAUGAGGCCAGACGAUUUUGCACUCAAAAGCUGGGGUGGUGGAUGGAACUUGGGAUCAGUCAAAAGUUGAGCUUUUCUAGGAAUAGAAUGGUACAAAGUUUUCUAUAUGCAGGUGGAGUGGCAUAUGAGCCUGAGCAUGGAAGCCUUAGAAAAUGGCUAAGCAAAGCCAUUAAGUUGGUCCUCAUAAUUGAUGAUGUUUAUGAUAUCUAUGGUUCAUUUGAGGACUUGGAACGCUUCACCAUUGCUGUAGACAGCGGGGAAGCUUUUGUCAAUCCUCGCUGUUGGAAGUAAAGUGGGAAAAUGAGGGCUACACACCAUCACUCGCAGAAUACUUAGAUAAUGCUUUCAUAUCUUCAUCUGGUCCUUUAUAUUCUCUCCAUAUAAUUUUCGGAAUAGAAACUCCAGCAAUAAAAACCAUCUCGGAAAUUUUCGAUGAUAAUAAGGACUUGAUUUACCAUACUUUCUUAAUCAUACGUUUGUGCAACGAUCAAGGAACUUCCACGGUGUGUACUUCAUAAAAAUUAUCAUUAUAUUCCAUAUCAAUUUAUAUGAGUAAAUUUCCAAAAUCGUUUGUGCCGAAUGCAAAUUUCUAUCAAUUCAUUUGAAAUUAAUUAGAUGUCGACUGCUAAUUAUUUUGUACUUGCGAUAUGAUUGUUGCAUAUAUUAUGUGUAGGACGAACCGAACAAGAGAGAAGAGACGCUGCCUCAUCAAUGUUUUGUUAUAUGAUGGACUCGAAUGCAUCGGAAGCUAGGGCAAGAGAGCACAUCAAAAGCAUAAUAAUAUUAAAGGCAUGGAAGAAAAUCAAAGGCCAUUCCCUUGUUGGACAUGAACCCAUCAAGCACUGCUUACUAAAUGCAGCAAGAGUAGCCCAUUUCAUAUACCAACAUGCAGAUGGAUUUGGGGUCCAGGACAGGAACAGGAAUCCAGUCGUCUCCAACUUAAUAGAAUCUCUAUAAUUAGCACAUCAUCAUUUCCUGCAUUGUGUAAUAGUGUCACACUUCCUAUAACACGCCCACGAUUCUAGUAAGACUUUGAUACGAUGUAUUUUGUGUGAUUAAGCUACCAGAGAAUUGGAACAUUUCCAUCAUACAAGUUCAAAACAUCAUCUUAUUAUAAGCCAGAAAUGACUUUAAUUAGUUCCACUACAAGCAGCUGAAAAAGACAGUUCUAACAAGUGUAUAGUGGUGUUUUCUUUAUUCCUUGACAACCUUCUUCUCAUCCUCAGCAUCCUUUUUAUCACCACCACCACCACCAAAGAAGUCAGAGAAAGUAGGCAGCUUGAUCUCACCCUUCUGAGAAAGGGGAAUGGUGAAGUUUCCGAUCACCGGGAGGUCGAUGAUGAGGCCGAUGUCGAUCUGAUAAUCAAUGUCCCAAUCAGCGCCAAUGUCUCUGGCCAAGCUCAGCAGCACAUUGUAGGGAACCUUCACCGGAACAACCAACAUGGUGGUGUCACUACCCUUGAGUGAGCCCGGGUCAGGGAUGGUACCGGAGGCAAUCUGCCUGUUUUUUAUGUUACCAAACCAAAAGCCCGCAAAAUGAAACCAUAAUUAGUCAUGCCCAAUGGGUUCGCUUUAUCACAAUUCUACCAGGAACAAUGGCCCAAAAAUGUCAUAUAAAUAUAAUCCACAUGCUUUGGUCAAAAGUAUCAACCAUCAUGAUCUUGUGCAUAACUACCCACCAUGAUAACUUCUUUUUUUUUUUUUAAAUACUACCAUUUGUUUAUUUAAUUAAUGUAAAGAAAGCAAAUGAUUCUCUAGCUGUAAUUAUUGUAGAACAAAAAGCAAAAUCCAAAACAAAACAAAAGUAUUGUUAUAUUGAAUAUCUAAUUUGCUAUUACUACCUCGCAAACGAUUAAAGAAAUGAUGACCUUGGGAAAUUAAUAAGUCUACUACUACAUAUUCGCUCCUUUUUGUAAAUAGAAUGAUACGAUUUUAUCAUGUUACGUUUUAAUCAGUCUCUAAUUGAACCGGGAAUCAAUUGAAUUCACUCCAUAUAUAUAAUCAUUACUCUAGUACGCAACUAAUACUAGUAACAAUAACACCUCAGAUCGGUGCAAAAGGAGACCGGAUUGAUCCCAUGGUGCCCGGAAAACAGAAUCAUUUAAUUUAACAAAAAAAAAAACCCAAGUAGGACGACGAUCAAAUUAAAAGGAGGAGGAGUUUUUACCGGCCAUUGCUCUUGAGGACGUAAGAGACCUCGCAGAUGGGAAUGGGAACGCUGUAAGGGUUCUUGACGGAGACGUUAGCGUGGUACGUCACGCACUCCAUGCUCACCCCUUUGAGAUCCACGUCCGUCACGGCCGCCUCCGGCUUCGGCACGUUCGCUAUCUUCUCCGUUAGGUAGUCUUUCGCCUUGUCCAACAACUCCAUUUUCUUACUCUUUCUUUCUCUCUGUUUUUUCUUCCUUUGACUGAAAAAAAAUCCCCCCUCACAAAACCAAAACAGAACCAGAAAUUAAGACAAAAUCAAAUCUUCAGGCACGAUCGAUCUAAUUUAGACUGAUGAUGAGUAGUACCCAGUCCUCGUACAUGUGUCGGCUGGGAAUGGUGUGGAUCGAAUAUAUAGGAUUUUGGGCACGUGUGAGGGGGCCGGUGUUCGGAGCUUCCUUUAAUGGCGGGCCUUGCACGUGUUCUGGGCGCGUGGCUACGAUUCGCCGCGUUAAUGGAUCUGGUUGUCCCCAAUGGUCGGCUAAAUUAUAAACUACUCUUCAAAUUUACUCAGACGCGUUGGGCCUUACAUGGAAAGUACGCAGUUUUGGAUCUAUCUAUUCAUUUCCACAAUUCAUCAAAUGGGAAAAAAAUAUGUGUUUUUCUUUUUGAAGUCGGAAAAAAAUAUGUUACUUUAAUCAGUUUUAUUAGGAUAUGGGUGAUAUUAUAAAGUUCUCUAUCUUUCAUUUUUUACAUGAAUUCUCCGAUCGUUGAUAUUGUCAGGAAGGAUGGUUCAGGUGGUAAAAGG